This is a messenger RNA of Lolium rigidum, 1421 nucleotides long. RefSeq names its product putative PAP-specific phosphatase, mitochondrial. Gene Ontology annotation, biological process: sulfate assimilation. The coding region runs from base 1 to 1290 and encodes 429 amino acids. The record is from RefSeq and is a predicted model, not a curated record. Gene Ontology annotation, molecular function: 3'(2'),5'-bisphosphate nucleotidase activity. The transcript is spliced from 9 exons. NCBI's taxonomy places the organism in Eukaryota, Viridiplantae, Streptophyta, Magnoliopsida, Poales, Poaceae.
AUGCCGCUCCUCCACCUCUCGCUUCGGCCGCACCGCCUCCUCGUCGGCCGCCGCCGGCUAUACGCCCCGCCGACGCCUCCGCCCUCUCGCAUCUCCAUAAGGGCGGCAGCGUCGAUAUCAGGGGUCGCGGAGGAUGCAUGCGAUCUCCCCUUCCCUCCGGAGCUCGCUGCCCACCAUCGGGAGCUCGCUGCGGCAGCCGCCUCCGUCGAGCGCGCCUGCCGCCUCUGCGUAGACGUGAAGAGAUCGCUUCUUUCAGGUGGAAGGAAGAUUCUUGAAAAGAAUGACCAAAGUCCUGUGACAAUUGCAGAUUUUGGAGUUCAGGCCCUCAUCAGUUUCGAGCUCCAGCAACUAUUUCCAUCAAUACCUCUGGUGGCAGAAGAGGACUCGACAUUUCUGAAGUCAUUUAAUCCUGAUGAUAACAGUGGUAAUGUACUCAUUGAGUCAAUUUCAAGUGCUGUCACGGACAAAGUUAAUAACAGUGGUUCACCUUUAACUCAUGAUGAUGUGUUGAGAGCUAUUGACAGAGGAGGCAAGGAUGCUGUCUCAUUUGAUUCAAAUCCUGCUACUUAUUGGGUACUUGAUCCAAUUGAUGGCACUAAAGGUUUCUUGAAAGGAGAUGAUGCUCUGUAUGUGGUGGGGUUGGCUCUUGUGGUGAAUGGUAAGGUAGAACUUGGAGUAAUGGGGUGCCCAAAUUGGACCAAUGGAACCACAGCCAACAAGCAAGAAGAAAGUUUUGAUCACUGCAAUGGCCAUGGCAUUCUUAUGGUAUCUCAUGCGGGAUGUGGUACUUGGUCUAGGCUCCUGUCUCCUGAGAUUGGCCAGUUCAUAACAACACAGGAUGUUUGGAAGAGAUGCUUUGUUGAUACCUGCUCAGUUGUACACAUGGCACGCUUCUGCAUUCCUGAUAGCCAGACUUGGAAUAUGAUACCAUUAUCUCUCCUCUUUGGCUCAACAGCUGAUGAAUCUGAUCCUAAAGAUGAGAAUAAAAUCCUUCUCCAAUACGCUUGCUGUGGCAGCUUGUGCAAGUACAUAAUGGUAGCAUCUGGGAGAGCCACGGUAUUUUUCAAUCGAGCUCGGGUGAAUACUCAAAUCAAGGCUUGGGAUCAUGUUGUCGGCGUAAUCUGUGUGCAGGAAGCUGGUGGUCAGAUCAGUGACUGGAGUGGGAAACCGUUGGAUCUUGCAGCUGACCUGACAGGCCGUAGAAUCAUCUACCCUUCGGGCGGUGUUCUCGUGACAAAUGGCUCUCUGCAUGACAAGCUUGUCGACCUGAUCUCAGCAGACCACAAAUAGCGGGAUGUUGCACGGCUUCAAACACGAGCACGAUUUUGAUUUGCUCCUAACAUUUAACCUCGUUGGCCAUCAAAUUAUUUUCGCCUUGCCUUAUUCAGACUACUCUCAAUGCAAUUACUUCCUCCAUCUCA